This is a messenger RNA of Ylistrum balloti, 1233 nucleotides long. Its product is annotated as glycerol 3-phosphate dehydrogenase-like. Gene Ontology annotation, molecular function: oxidoreductase activity. The coding region runs from base 1 to 1233 and encodes 410 amino acids. NCBI's taxonomy places the organism in Eukaryota, Metazoa, Mollusca, Bivalvia, Pectinida, Pectinidae. The transcript has 7 exons. The record is from RefSeq and is a predicted model, not a curated record.
AUGGAUCAGGUAUUUGAUGUGGUGAUUAUAGGAGGGGGUGUGGUGGGCUGUUCCCAGGUGUUCACUCUAAGUAGACACGGCUACAAAUGUCUGCUUCUGGAAAAGGAAGCGCACCUUGUGUCCAUGGCCAGCUCUGGAAACAGUGGGAUGCUACACACAGGGUUUGAUGCUCCAUUAGACAGUGUUGAACUUUCCUGUAUACUCAAAUGUCAGCAACAGAUCCUACCUACCCUCAGUUCUCUUGGGCUUCCAUACUCAAAAAUAGGAGCAACUAUGGUGGCCUGGAAUACCCAACAGAAAGAGAAACUUCAUCAAGUGAUGCACAGGGCCAAAGAAGACGCUUGUGAAAUAUCCUUGUCACAACUCUACCAGAGGGAGCCACAUUUAGCUUGUGGAGCUACUGGCGCCCUCUGGAUACCAUCAGAAGCUGUAAUUGAUCCAUGGCUGACACCAAUCAGUUUUGCACAUCAUGCAAAAACAUUAGGUGCUAAGGUGUCAACAAGUACAAUGGUCCAGAGCUGCGAGCAAGACUCCCCAGGGAUCUGGAGAAUCUGUACCAACAGGGGUGUAUUCUGUGGCCAAGUGGUCAUCAACAGCGCAGGUCUGUAUGGUGAUGUAGUGGACAAACUGGCUGGAGUCCAAAAGUUCAGAAUUAUGCCAAGGAUGGGUCAGUACCUUGUUUACGGCUCUGAGACCAAGUCUCUCAUCAACAGUAGUAUACUGCCCAUCCCUACUGACAAAACCAAAGGAGUCAUUGUAUUCAAGUCUGUUUAUAACAAUGUGAUAAUUGGCCCUACACAAGAAGAGACUGAACAACGUACUAUACCAUUUGGCCUUUCUCAGCAAGUGGUGAACACCCUACUGAAUCAUGGACAUGUCACUGUGCCUUCUCUAGGGUCAUAUCCUGUAAUAACCACAUACUCUGGUACACGCCCUGCUACAGAGACUAAGGACUACCAUGUAGUUCCCCACACUGACAGGAACUGGCUGACACUGGGAGGUAUUCGCUCCACAGGGUUGUCCUCCUGCUUGGGGGUCGCUGACAUGGUUGCCAAGAUUAUGAAAGACAGAUUCUGUCUGGAACCUACAAACAGUCCCAACAUGCACCUUCCCAAGGUAGACAUCUUCUUUACAAACCAAGGAACAGCUAUGUUGGGAUCCCAAGAAUAUACUGUUACACACCCUAUCACCUACACUGGCAAGUUUGACAAGAAAGUCUGUGCCAAUUUGUGA